AAGAUGUCGGAAACCACAAAUGCCGUCUUAUCCCAAAUCUGUAGGAUUAAGAAAACGACAAUCAUUAAAUUUAAGUGGAGAGUCAAAUCAAGGAAGUAAUGAAGUAAAAGGUGCCAUUAUUUAUAAUUCAAAUGAACUAAAUGAUAAUUAUGUUACAAUUCAAUCUUCAAAUGAACCAAAGGUUGAAAUGAUACAAAAACAAAAAGAGUAUACAGCAUGGAAGAAAUCAAGUGCUGCUAAAACUUGUCUUGUUUAUGUGAAUUAUUGGGAAGAAUAUGAUCCAGAUAGGAUAUUAAAUCAAGGUUUUCCACUUAUAUCCUCAGAAAUGUUGCCUAUAAAAUAUGUGUGUUAUUUAUGUGGUAGUACUGGCUUAGACAAUCAAUUUCAGUUUAUCUUCUGCUCUUUAUGCUGUGAGCCAUUUCACUCAUUUUGUUUAGAUGAAGAAACAUUUAAUGAUCGGUUUGAUGAAGAAACAUGGUGCUGUCAAAAUUGCCAAAGUUGUAUAGUAUGUGGACUAAAAGAAAAUCUUUUGAAAUGCAAAGUUUGCAUGAAAUGUUAUCAUUUAGAAUGUAUUGGACCAGAUUAUCCUUCAAAGCCAUCAAAAAAGAAUGUCUGGGUUUGUCCAACUUGCAUGAAAUGCAAAAGUUGCAGUGGAACCAUUCAGAAAGGUUCAGUUUGGAAUUUUGAUAUGCCAUAUUGUUCUAAAUGUUCACUACGUAAAACUAAAGGUAGUUAUUGUCCAAUUUGUCAGUUGAGUUAUGAUAAUAAUGAUUAUGAAAGUAAGAUGAUGCAAUGUGCAAAAUGUCAUUUAUGGGUCCAUGCUAAGUGUGAUGAUAUAACAGAUGACAUGUAUGAGGUUUUAUCUUGUCUUCCUGAGACUGUCAUAUAUACAUGUCCAUGUUGUGCUCAAGAGGUGGAAUGUAUAUGGCUGAAUGCUGUGUAUGAUGAGUUAACCAGAGGUUUGAAGUCAAUCCUUUCAGCCUUCGUCAAUGCAGAGAUUGUCAACAAUUCUAAUCAUCAGGAAGAUCUUGGACCUCAACUUGAAUCUUCCAAAUAUCCAGAUAUAUUCAAGAAGAAACAUUGUGAAAUUAGAUUACCUCCAGGUUUACCAAAUAACACAGAUGGUAAAACAGAUAAACUCAUUGUAAUUUUGAAUAAAUUGGAAAGAAGAGAAUAUACUGUUCUAAGCAAUUUUUAUGAAGAAGUUUUAGCUUUACCACAACUAAAUAAUGUAGCAAGAGCUCAUAAAGUGGAUAAACUUAACAAAUUGAUAAAGUUAUAUUUUCCAUGGUUUGAACAUUCUCAAUGGGACAAAGAAUCAUCAAAACCUUCUGAUUGUCAUGUAGUAAAACCUCCUUAUGAUGAUCAUAAUUAUGCUAUAUACAAAAUUAGUAGUGUACAGAAAGAAUCUUUGACUCAACCAGGAAAAUUAAGAAGUGGCAAAGAUGAUCCCCGCAAAUGUGUUCUUUGUGGAAUUUUUGGUGAUGCUAUUCCUAAUGAAUGUGGACGAUUAAUUUAUUGUGGUCAAAAUGAUUGGGUACACAUAAAUUGUGCUCUGUGGUCAGCAGAGGUUUUUGAAGAAAUAGAUGGUUCACUUCAGAAUGUUCAUCCAGCUAUAUCAAGAGGAAGAUCAAUGCGUUGUGAAAGUUGUAAGAAUAAAGGUGCUACUGUGGGUUGUUGUAUUAGAGGAUGCCCUGCUAAUUAUCAUUUCAAAUGUGCUCGUGAAGAAAAGGCAAUAUUCCAAGAAGAUAAAAAAGUGUAUUGUGACAAUCAUAGAGAUUGGGCUGAUGAAAAGAAAAUUGGUGAUGACUCAUUUUUUGUCAAACAUUCAAUGUAUGUUGAUCAAGAUCAGUUAUCACCUAAAUGGCGAAAGAAAACCUGGCAAAGUGGUUUACCUGCUGGAUGUGUUCAUGUAACCAUAGGUUCAUUGACUAUUGAAAAUCUUGGAUAUUUAACUCCAGCAUCUGAUCGUUCUGAUGCAUUGGUACCUGUAGAAUUUGUAGCAACAAGGUUAUUUUGGAGUACAAGAAAUCCUCGUCAAAGAGUCACUUAUAGGAUAAGAACUAUAGAAGUAAUACCUGAAACAGAGAUGGUGGAAAAGGUUGCAUCUCCUCAUCAUACAAUUGCUCAUAAUGUUGAUAAAAAUGAUAGACGGAACAAAAUGUCAAAUGUUUGGAAAUUUAAAGGAUCGGCUCUACGAAGGAAUAAUUUAUAUCCUGAAUGUAGUUUAGAAUCUUCAGUUGCACAUUUAGAUCAAAAUAAAAAUCUAUUUGAUUUUAAUAGUGAGAAUUCUGCAUUAGUAAGCAAUACAUUGCAAGAUUUAAAUAAAAACAAUGAAGAAAAAGAGAUAGGUAAAAAUACUUCUGUUUAUGAUGAAAGAUCUUCAAGUACACUGAAUGCCUCCAAUAAAGAAGAUUCAAUUCACAACAAUUCAUUUUCAAGUAAAAUUUUAAACUCAAAUCAAUUGAUUGCCUCAAAAAUUGAUCAAAUGGAUCAAACUAGUAAUGAUUUAUCAUUAGGAACAAUAUCUAAGGAUAUGAUAUGUAAAUUAACUUCUACACCCAAGAUUAAAGAUGAUAAAAAAUCUGAUAAUGAUUUAAUUUCACAGAAAAAUGAGAUUAUCAACAAAAUUUCAGAAAAUAUAUCUGAGAUGAAAACUUCAAAAAGUGUGCCAAAUGAAGAUGAUUGUACUUCAUCAAAUAAUCAAGUUCCAAUUAUUGAACAUUUAGAACCUUCUAAUAAAAUAAAUAAUCAAAUCUUAGAGUCAAAAGUCAAUAAUAACAAAGAUAAAAAUGAAGACAAUACCUAUCAGUCUGUUGACCAUCAACUUCCAUCUGAAGAAGUGGAAAACAUUUGUCCUAAGCUUCCAGAGAGGAAGUGUACUUUAAAAAAAAUUCUCAAGACAUAUCCUUUGAGAAGUCGCCGGUAUCAAGAAUCCAUUAAAUUAUUAAAACAUUACACUGAUAAAAACCAAAUUACAAUGAAUAUAAAGAAAAGGUUAAAACAUAAAAAAUACAAAGACAUCUCUUUUCCCACAAACAACAUAAAUGAAAUAUGUGAUGACAUUAAUAACAAUGAAGCAGGAAUUCACCUAGAAACUAUGGAAAAUUCCAACAAAACUAGACAGUUGAGGAGGACUCCAGCUCGUUUAUAUUUUGAACAUUUAACAAAACAUAAGUUACUUUUCAAAAAGAAAAGGAAUCUGAACAAUAUCUUUAAUAAUAAAAAAUCAAACUGUACUAAUCACAGAAAAAACAAACUUAAUAGCUGCAAGAAUUCAGAAUUUUUACCUAACAACAAGAAUCAUUUGUAUCAGAUACCACUAGAUUUUGCUGUACAGAAAAGUAACAAUUUAAAUAAUCUUGUAAAUAAUGAAAUUGUGGUGGCUGUUGGAGAAAUUGAGAAUUUUGGUUAUUGUAUGGAUAGCAAAGAAUCAGAAAUCCAAAAUAAUGAAAGAUUUGCUGAUCAGAAUAAAGACCUUGCUAAUGAAAAAACGUUUAAAUGUAAAAAUUGUAAAAGACAAUAUAGGACAUGGGAUAGUUGUAGGAAGCAUGAAAUGAAUUGUGAUUUUAUUGUUGACUCCAGUUCAUCAGAUGAAGAAGAAAUGAAUAUGUUACCAAAUUCGCAACAAGAAAACCCAAAUGCAAAUGAUGAAAUUAAUUAUUCAAACAGAGAAGAAUUGAAUGAUGAUGACAAUGAUGAAGAUGGUGAUGAUGAUAAUGAUGACGACAAUGAUAAUGAUAAACAAUCUUUGAUUUCAACAACAGAUAGUGCCUCUGAACCUUACUACAAAGAUGAUAAUGAUUUUUCUGAAGAAUGUACAGAAUCAAACAUAUUAAGUAAUUCUUCUAUAUCAGCAGAUGUUUAUAAUGACAAUAUUUUUCAACAAAAUUGUUCAAAUUUUAACAUAGAAAAAACUAAGAAAAAAGAAUCUAAUCAGAAAUUUAUUCUUCCAAAACCAAAUGUAAAUGUUGUUAACAGUUAUACAUCUACAAUUUCAGAAAGCAGUUUUAAUAUUCAAAGUAGUGAAAAUUCCAUGUUGGUUUUCAAUCAGCCUGAAGAGGCAACUCACAAUCUUAACAAUUCUUACAUUCUUCCUAGUCAAACAGAUAUGAAUGCAGCUCGUCCUAUUUGUAUUCAGAAUACCUGUCAACUUUUUACUGCAGGUCUAAAUAUUGUUCAGAAUCCAAACUUAUCUUACUUGGGAUCUAUUACUAUCUCUAAUCAAGAAUUAGUUUCUAUGGCUUUUAAUGUACAGGAUUCUUCGAUGCAAGUGCCAUCUGGGAUAAUUAUGGAUCAGGUUCAGACUUCACAAAUUGCUUCUAAUAUGCAGUUGCCCAUUGUAAAUUUUCCUCUACUAAAUCCACAGCUUCCAAACACUCAGACAUUUGUUCCUCAUCCAACUAUAAUGAAUCCCCAGCAGCCUCUUAUGUAUUUAAAUCCUGUAUUGACACAAACUCAAGUGAGUGAAUCCGUAUUUAUUAUGAAUUCUGAAUCUUCACAACCUGUAGUUUAUGAAAUGCCCAGAAAUGCAGCAGUUCAACCUGCUGUUCAGUCUGCUGGAUUUAUUCCAAAUUCAAAUGAGUUCAAUCCAACUAAUCUUGAACAACCAUGGUUAGCAAACAGUUUACCUGUUAAUAACAUGCAUUCAUCUGUAGAUACAACAUCCUCUAAUCAGGAUUUAAAAUCAGGUUUACCUCAAAAUUCUGAUAGAUUACUCCAUAAAAGUAUUUCAGUUGAAACUGAUAGAGUGAAUGAAGAACAGUCAAUUACUAAUGGAAAUAUUCAAAGCACAGCAUCGAAAAGCAGUUUGAAAAGAUCUGCUUCUCCAAAGAAUUUAGAAAAAUGUAAUUCUGCACUCUCUGAAUUACAAAAACUAACUACUAAUAAACCACUGAUUGAAGUGAUACAAAAGGCGGCUCAACAAAUGUUGAAAUUAACUUACAAAAACUAUGCUGAUGUUAAUCAAAAAACUAACUCUGAUGAAACAAAAAAAAAUGAAAAACCUUGUUCUACUACAAAGAGUUGUGCUUCUCAUUCAAGAUCAAAAUACAAAGCUGCCAGAAUACGAAGAAAUUCUACCUCUAGUGAAAAUGAUAUAUCUAGUUCAAAUGUUACGUCUGGAAAAACAUCAAGAAGAUCUUCGAUUCAAGAUGAUACAAGUGAUAACAUGUCUUCUAAGAAUAAUGAUGAAAAGAAUCAUCCUAGCAAUAAACCAUAUAUCAUGUUUGAAAUAAGUAAUGAAGAUGGUCUAUGUAUAAAAUCUGCAAAUAUUGAUGAAGCAUGGAAGAAUGUUCUGGAUCAAGUACAAGAUGCAUGCACAGCUGCUCAUCUUAAGAGAAAGAAUAUAAGUCAGAAUGGUAUAGAUGGACUUUCUGUAAUGGGUCUCACUAAUAAUGCUGUAAGAUAUUUAUUAGAGCAACUGCCUGGUGCAAAAAAUUGUGUGAAUUAUAACUUCCUAUUUCAUCCUCCUCAUCCUGAAGAAGAGGAGUUACCAUUAAACCCAACUGGAUGUGCUCGAUCUGAGCCUUUUCUAACUAGGAAAGAUUAUGAUAUGUUUAAUUUCUUAGCUUCAAAGCAUCGCUGUCCUCCACAAUAUCAACCUUAUUUACGUGAUGAAGAGAUGAAACACAAAUCAUCUCGCAGAGCAACCAGCAUAGAUUUGCCAAUGGCUAUGCGCUUUAGACAUUUGAAGAACAGUGCUAAGGAAGCUGUAGGAGUUUAUAGGUCACAAAUUCAUGGGCGUGGACUUUUCUGUAAAAGAAAUAUUGAUGCUGGAGAAAUGAUAAUUGAAUAUGCAGGUGAAGUCAUUCGGAGCAUUCUAACUGAUAGUCGAGAAGCUUAUUAUGAAAGCAAAGGUAUCGGAUGCUAUAUGUUUCGUAUAGAUGAUAAUGAAGUAGUUGAUGCCACUAUGCAUGGAAAUGCUGCAAGAUUUAUUAAUCAUUCUUGUGAACCUAAUUGUUAUUCCAAGGUCAUAAAUGUCGAUGGAAAGAAACAUAUUGUAAUAUUUGCAUUGAAAAGGAUAUUAAAAGGAGAAGAACUCACCUAUAAUUAUAAAUUUCCUAUUGAAGAUGAAAAAAUUCCCUGUACUUGUGGUUCCAAAAGAUGCCGGAAAUAUCUAAAUUAAAAAUAAUUGCAGCUAGUUUCAGCGAAAUGUAGCUUUAAUUAUAAAUAUAACACUGUAUUGUAUAUAUUGUAAUAUAACAAAUAUUGCACAAUAAUUAUUCUUAAACAAAAUUUUUGAUAAUAAAUUAAAGUAGAAUUUUUAGACUUGAACUUAACAAAGAAGGGCACUCUUCCAGACUGCUUCUCUCUUUUUGUUAGGCUGUAAGUCUAGGAAAUUUUAUAAUGCGGUGUGUCAGUGACAUCAUCAACUUUUCUGUAAGAGAUUUUUACUACAUAGAAUUUUUAGAGAUAAACAUGUGUACAGUAAUCAGAUAUAUAUAUAUACUUUCAUAAUCAUUGUACAGCAGUCAUCUCAAUUAAAUAAACAUAUUUUAUCAUUCUUUUGUUAAAUCUAUGCAAAUUGUAGCAGAGGGCCAAAACAAGUCUUAAGAUUGACCAAUCAUCAAGUAAAAAUUAAUCUUAACAUGUAUAUAGCUCUCAUGGCAAAGAAAGUUUUUCCUUUUUUAUGUAUAUCAUAUACUUGUUUAUUGUAAAUGUAAAUUUCCUUUCUAAUAAUGUCUUCAAAGUUUAAAAAGUGCCUUUUUAUUAUUAUGGUGUAUUUGAAAUAUGUUUCAUAUUUAUAUAAACAUCAAGAAGACUUCUUGUGAAUUGAAUCCUUUGUAAAUAGAAAUUAAAUUUAUUUGUCAUAUAUAUAUAUAUAUAUAUUGCCAUACAUCUCCAUUGAGAAUGUUUCAUUUUAGAGUAUAAAAAAUUUUUACACUUGCAUUAUUUCUUUCUCUGAUAUUA
This is a messenger RNA of Centruroides sculpturatus (bark scorpion), 6912 nucleotides long. RefSeq names its product histone-lysine N-methyltransferase 2A-like (gene trx). Gene Ontology annotation, molecular function: histone H3K4 methyltransferase activity; protein binding. Gene Ontology annotation, cellular component: nucleus; histone methyltransferase complex. The record is from RefSeq and is a predicted model, not a curated record. Gene Ontology annotation, biological process: positive regulation of DNA-templated transcription. The transcript has 28 exons. Bases 20 to 6127 code for a protein of 2035 amino acids. Lineage: Eukaryota; Metazoa; Arthropoda; Arachnida; Scorpiones; Buthidae.